Molecule: messenger RNA, 2869 nt
Organism: Durio zibethinus
Lineage: Eukaryota; Viridiplantae; Streptophyta; Magnoliopsida; Malvales; Malvaceae
Source: RefSeq, a predicted model, not a curated record
GGGUUGCGCCGUACUGAUAGAUGGGUAAAAAACUGACGCCCAACACACCAUUGAGCCAUGUCGGAUCCGGGUAAAAAAGCCGAACUAAAACAAAAGUAGCUUUACAGUAACCAGCAACGCAACUCUCUCACAUAAUAAACCCUCUUCUCUGCCUGCAAGAUGCCAGACACCCAAGCUCUCGUCAAUGAUUUUCUUAACAAGCUUAAAAAACGUAAGAUUGAGGGUUCACAGGCAACAGCGAAGCAGACAGCGGAACUGCUGUGGUCAGUGAUUUCGCAGACACGAGUGCCUUGUAACAACCAGGCUGGAGCUUUGAUUCAUUCUGUUAAGGUUGUUAGAAAACGGUUAAUUGUUGCAAAUCCUGUCGGUAUUAUGCCUUUUUUGUUUGGGUUUGAUUUGGUUUUGCUGAUUAUGUUCGAAAAUUAGUUAGUGUUCUGUAUCAGUUUCAUUUAUGUCAUGUUGCUGAUGUCGAAAUUGUAUCAUACAUUGAUACAUUACACUUGAACAGUCAAUGCUGCUCAGAGUAUGCAUGAUAAUUGCUGCGUUUUUUUAGGACCGCGUCUAUCUGUGUUCAUUUCUAUCUAUGGAUUUUACAUAUCGAAUGAUUAAUAGGUCAUUGUUGUAUAUUUAUGAACUAGAACUUGAAGGGUAUUUUUUGAACCCAUAAUGUUUCUUUGUGAAGUCUUGCAUUUUACGAGUCUGUUCGGUCACGCUGAAGAAGUUGUGUGGAAAAGUAAUGUUAAAGUGGUUUUUUUGAUAAGUGUAAAGUGUUGUGUCAAAUUAAAAUGAUUUUGUAAUAACUAAGAAUAUCUUUUCAUUGUUUAAAAAUUUCAUUGAGACAAAAUUAUCGGCUUCUCAUUGCAGCUUUUUUUAGAAGUUAUAUUUUGAUUUUUAACCUUCUAGAUAAGAUAAAAGUUGUUUUUGGAAACCCCUGUUUGGUGUAGCUUCAGCUUUCUGGAGUAGAGAAGCUGCUAAAAAAAGCUGGGCCAGACGUGCUAUAACUUUCUUAUAGGGAUUGUUUAUACUUGUCCUCUGGUAUUCUAUGUUAAUAGUGUAUGGAUGCGAUGGCAGAGUUUGUGGUGGGUAAUAUUGUGAGGCGUGUUUUGUACAUUAUCAGAGAGGAGGAUCUUUCUCUGACAACUGCUGCUAUGGUUGGAUUGAACUUAUCAGCUGUAAGUGAUGAUGAAGAUGAUGCUGAUCGAGAUGACCAACCAGUUUUAUCAGCAACUGCCAUUGCCACUGCUUCUAGAAACGCUUUGCAUCCACCUUCCUUGCAGACGCUACUUGAGGAUGUGCCUGACUCUGCUGCAGUUCAGCAUACUUCUUCAUCUGGCAGAGAUUCUGAAGGAAAAAGCAAAUCUGCUGACAAAAGUUCAAGAAAUCGGAAGCUGAAGCAUGAUGUUGUUGAAGCAAUGAAUGAACUUAUUCAAGAUGUUAGUACUUGCCAUGAACCGAUUGUGGUGCGAGUAGAGCAUAUACAUCAAAAGUAUCUUUUCUUGGAAGUGAUAUUAACUUUUGGCAGUUCAAGAACAGUGCUGCAAUUUCUUUGUGUUGCAAAAGAGAGGAAAAGAUCAUUUCUGGUAUUGGUUGCGGAGGGUGCUCCAAGGUAUCAGGGGCAUCUUCUUGCAAAAGAAUUGGUCACAAGAGGUCUACAGACCACAUUGAUUACCGGCUCUGCAGUUUUUGCCAUGAUUUCCCGAGUAAACAUGGUUAUUGUUGGAGCCUAUGCUGUCUUGGCUAAUGGUGGGGUCAUUGCUCCUGUUGGGCUGAACAUGGUUGCACUUGCUGCUCAAAAGUAUGUUGUCCCAUUUGUUGUACUUGCUGGCAGUCACAAGUUAUGCCCUUUGUAUCCACACAAUCCUGAAGUUUUACUGAAUGAAUUACGGUGCCCAUCUGAGUUGCUGGAUUUUGGAGAAUUCUCUGAUUGCUUGGAUUUUGGAAGUGGAAUUGGUGCCUCUCUUCUUAAUGUUGUCAAUCCAACAUUUGAUUAUGUGCCACCAAAGCUUGUUAGUCUCUUUAUAACGGACAUAUUGUGGAGUAUUAGUGCCCUGUUGAUACAAUGUGGAGAUGCAAUGCAUAGUCCUGUUUCAGCUAUUACUGUUUCACAUUGAUCUUGGCCAAAAGAGAAAAAAGAUUGCAUAUAUUUGGCUCUUAUGUUUCUGCAAUUGCUAGAGGGUUCUGCUUUUCAUGGACCUCCUCGGACCACAGUGGAGGGCAUAAUCCGUCAUACAUGUACUGGCUGAUUGCUGAUUAUUACUCUGCUGGUGAUCUAGUAGUGCAAUGAAGACCUACUUCUGGCAAUUAAAUUUACGGUACUCAGAUAUAUUGCACAACAUCAGAUACGAAAUUCAAGUGAGCAUUCCUGUUGCUGAGAAACCUUCGUUAAAUCUACGAGUUUGUGGAAUCAACUUCGGCAAGCUCCAGAGAAACAAAAGAAAGCCAUUUUUGUGAUUAUGGAUAGUAGGGCUUACGAAGUUGGGAGAAAAAGGGAAAUCAAGUGAAGGUAAUUUUUUUAUCAUCAUGAAAUUCCUCAUUGUAUCAUGUAUCAAAAAUCAUUCAUGAACUACCGUUGUAUUACAUUUGGCUUGAAACUUGAUGGUGUUGGGGACUGGGGAUAUAGUUCUGUAUUGCAUUUUACUUGGAAAUUUCAGAAAUUUUUAAUAAUCUCGACAUAAAAGCAGCAACUGAGAGUGAUUGAGAAGAUUUUUUUUUUUUUUAAUUUGUAAAAAACUGGAUUAUGAGAGAGAUAGGAUAGUGAUAUUUUACCAACAAAAUUUUGAUGAUUGAAGUUAUCUUAUUUAACCCAAAUGUUAAUGAUGAUUGUGAUUACCAAACGGUCGAUCGUGUUGUCACCUCGACAAGAUCAUUA